This is a messenger RNA of Cyprinodon variegatus (sheepshead minnow), 6198 nucleotides long. RefSeq lists its product as uncharacterized. The transcript has 5 exons. Lineage: Eukaryota; Metazoa; Chordata; Actinopteri; Cyprinodontiformes; Cyprinodontidae. The record is from RefSeq and is a predicted model, not a curated record. Bases 57 to 3992 code for a protein of 1311 amino acids.
AAAUAGCAUUCUCAUAUUGGAGUCUAGGAAAAUGGUUCACAUUUAAUUAGACCACCAUGCCUUCAGCUGAGUGUUUGAGGCAGUUCGUUAACGAUCGCCUGGCUGCGGCGGCUGAAGAGAUAAUCAGUGUGUUUGAGAAAACCAUCGCUGGCUAUGAAGAAGAGCUGAGCCGUCAGCGCAGGCUGCUCAGCAUCGCCUGGAAACCCCAAGUAAAGUUGCACAGGGCAGACCUCCAACAGCAUUUAAUCCAUGUGAAAGACAUUCCGAAAGAACUGCAGCUCGGCAAACAGGACAGGAAGUCCAUUCCGGAGCAAGAAGAGGGAGAGCUCACACAGAUUUCAGGGAGGCGUGACAAAAUAUGCCUCAGUCAUCACAAAGAAGUAGUGCUGAAAGAGGAAAAUGCAUCUCUUUUCCCAAGUACUACAUUUGAUGAAGUUGGCCACAAAGUAGAUCAGUCUGUCUUGUCCAAUCCAGUGGAAGAGGAGUCCCUGGACACAGUAUGUGAGCUCCAGAGGAGUUCCAGUGUAAAAGAACAUAACAUUGAUGAUCACCUUGUCUCUAACUAUUCUGAAGAUAUGAGCAAAGAUCAGACCCAAAGCAAAGACGCUGAUUCAGUGGCAACCAGAUACGUGGAGACCAGACUGCAGAGGAGGCAGCACAGAUUCACUGAGUCACAUAGCGUGGCCACGUUAAAAACUCCUAUUAAUACUCAUAAGGGUAAAAUCUCUGAGUUUAUAUGUGAAUCCUGUGGAAAAACUUUUCCAUAUAAAUCCAGACUGAUCCGGCACCAGGUAAUCCACACGGGCGUGAAGCCAUACUGCUGCCACACCUGUGGUAAGCGAUUCAACCAGACCUCAAUACUGAAGGUCCAUCAGAGGAUCCAUACGGGUGAGAGGCCGUAUUCCUGUGACGUCUGCGGAAAGCGGUUCAACCAGAAGUCUAUACUGAAUGUGCAUAAAGAAAUCCACUCCGUUGAGAGGCCAUAUUCCUGUGAUUUCUGUGGCAGAAGGUUCAAGCAGAAAUCGAAACUGGAAUCCCAUGUCAUAUGGCAUACAGAAAUCCCACGGCCGCUUUUCUUUAAUGAAGAACAUUUCCUGUCUGACCAGCAGCUCUUUAAACAUGACCUGGACUCCACCUUAGGUUUGGAGUUUCCAAAAAUCAAAGAUGAGCAGGAAGACUUCUUCUUGGGUCAGGACAUGGAGAGGCUUGUGUUGAAGCAGGAGAUGGACACGUUUAUGGUGUCCCAUGAGGAAGGAGACCAAAGCGUCGCUCAAACACAGGAAGAGGUUGCAGAGGUCACAUCUGAUCACAAAGGUGGAAAACAACAAGAGAAGAUGAAACACAGAAACUAUCAUGUAUAUAAUCCUAUCCUGUUUAAGAGUUCUUGUAACCCUCACAUGAAUAAAAAGUGUGAGUAUAAAUGCAAUUCCUGUGGGAAAGACUUUCAGUUUAAGUCCAGACUGAUAAGACACAUGCGAAUCCAUACGGGAGUAAAGCCGUUCUGCUGUCACAUCUGCGGCAAGAGAUUCAACCAGAAAUCCAUCCUGCAGGUCCACCAGCGGAUCCACACCGGGGAGAGGCCUUUUUCCUGCGACAUCUGUGGAAAACGCUUCAACCAAAAAUCCAUCCUGAACGUUCACAAGAGAAUCCACACGGGCGAGAGGCCGUAUUCCUGCCAAGUCUGCGGCAAGAGGUUCAACCAGAAGUCCAUACUGGACGGCCACGUCAGGACGCACACGGGCGAGAGGCCAUAUUCCUGCAAGACGUGCGGCAAGAGCUUCAGAAGUCACUCCAGCCUGCUGGUUCACAUGAAGAAGAUGCACACAGACAUGAAGGUCUACCCCUUGUCCGUUCUGACCAUGUAUCCGGUUCAAAGUAUGCGCAAGUUUGUCUGCGACCGGCUGACUGCAGCAGCUCAGGAGAUCCUGGGAGCGUUUGAAAAGAGAGUAGAGGAGUAUGAAGCGGAGCUGGCGCGACAGCGCAGGAUGUUAGACACGGUGUUUUCUCCAGAGAUAAAGUUACAGAGGACAGAAAUCAAGGCUCUUCAAAAUCAGCAGCAGUAUGGCAGUAAUGACGGAGCAUCCAGAUUCCUACCAGGUACUGUGCAGAUUAAAGAAGAGCAUGAGGAAAUGUGCAUCAGCCAGGAGCGACCGCAGCCUCUGCAGCAGCAAGAAGCUGCAGCCUCCAGGCUGACUUCAGCUUCUCAUCCAAUUACCACUGGUGAGAAAUCACAGCUGCUAGGUCCUGAAAAAGCGUCGGGAGCAAAUAAAGAUCUUCAGUCUAACAGUUCAAACCAAGAUGUAGAGUCUGGAUCUAAGGAGGGGGUAGCCUUGGUGAGUGGGCAAUCGCUCUCUCAAAAUUCAGGCCAUGCUGAAACCCCAAUUGACAAAAGAGGGCCAACAUCAACAUCAGCUGAACCUACAGAGCAAACUUCUACUGAAAGGAGCCCGGCUCAGGCUACAAAUACAGAGGAGUCGUUUGAUGAUGCAUUUUUGGAUGGAAAUUAUGAGGACAUCUUGAAUGAAAUUGACGAGAACUCAUUUGCACUCUCCGGUAUGAGUCCUGAGCCGUCCUCUGAAAUGAGUUUUCAUGACCUAAAUGCAGCAUCAACCAUCAUCACAGAGCAGGCACAGUUGGAGAAAGAUAAUUGUGAGAGGCCAAUGUUAACACCAAUCAAUAAUACUGGGUUCCCAAUGACAGCUGCAACCAAUGAGUCGGCACCAACAGGGGCCUGUAUAGACAACAAUAAAAUAACAGCAACUCAAGAAAACUAUAAACCAGAAGCAAAUAAGAAUCGAGAUGAACAUAUUGUCUUAAGAAGAGUUAUUGAGCCAGUUCAACCCAUGGAAUUAUUUGGUAGGCCAGCGCCUCCUGUCUUAACUGUACCAUUACUAGGUACUGCUCCAACCUCAUCUGUAAUAGGUCAAAAUGGAAUGAGCGCAUUUUGUACAGGUGACAAAGAUAAGCUCAUAACAUCAACCGGAUCUGCUGAAUCUGCACCAAACAUUAUAACAUCAGUAAAUAUCCAGGAGACAACCACUGCUGGGGAAUCUCUGCUUGAAAAUGCAAAAGGAAAAGAGGCAAGAUCGGCUCAGAGCACCGGAGACGGCCAGGGUUCUGAGCCGCCGCAAAUAGAGAAAAAAAGGAUGCGGAAAAAGGAAGAUUCCAAAUCUUCCAAAAGCAAUCAAAUGAAAAAGCAAGACAAAGGCAGCAAAGAGAACAACAUGUCAAACCAGAAUCCUGACCCACCGCUGUCUAACACGGAUGAAAGCGAAUCCAGCGACGGAGAGAAGGCAGAAAACCCCUACAAAUGUGACACGUGUGGCAAAGAAAUGUCCAACUUCAAGAACUACAAAUUCCACAUGAAGACACAUACGGUCGCCAAGAACUACAAAUGUGACACUUGCGGGAAGAUGUUCAGAGAGAGCUGGGACUUGAACAAGCAUUUGAUAAUCCACUCUGCUGAGAAGCCUUACAAAUGCGACAUCUGCGGAAACGGAUUCAAUCGGCGCUACAACCUCGACCUCCACGUCCGGGUUCACACAGGGGAAAAGCCGUACAAGUGCAGCACGUGCGGAAAGAGCUUCAGCUCAUGCGUCAAUAUGAAAAAGCACAUGAGGAUUCACACAGGCGAAAAGCCUUAUACCUGCAAGGAAUGUGGCAAGGAGUUUGCAGACUCAUCUGCUUAUAAAAACCACCUGCGGGUACACACGGGGGAGAAGCCUUUCAAGUGUUCCUACUGCAAGAGGAAGUUCGCCACCAGGACCACUUUAAAACGACACAUCAGGACGCACACGGGUGAGAAGCCAUACAAGUGCACCGUUUGUGAUCGAAGCUUCGGUCACAGAACUGACCUGAAAGGCCACAUGAGGAUGCACACAGGGGAGAAACCUUAUAGCUGUUCUACUUGUGGAGAGAAGUUCUCCUCCUGGUCUAAACUGAACAAACACAAGCGCAACCACACGGAUGAAGAAAAGGACUCCACCGAAUAACGUCGAGUUUGUUAUGAAAGUAUCUAAAUUAGGGCUCCAAUUAACAAUUAUUUUGUAAAUUGAUUAAUCUGUCGAUUAUUUUUUCGGGUAAUCAGUUAAUAAUCUGAUAGCCAGAGGUUCCUUAAAGAAGACUUUUUUAAUGAAACCAAUUGAAACUAAAGCUUUUCCACUUCAGGAGUUCUGGAUAAAGCAUAUUGAUAGAGGAAAUCUGUCUUUUGCAUUAAAUGCAAAAUGUUUGUAUAUUUUUUAUUUGUGGGCAUAGAUAAUUUUUUUAAAAUCUAGAUUAAUCUCGCUGCAAUCUUAGAAUGAAUCUGCUUAUUUGAAUUAUGCUGAAGGCAUUCAUGACAUGUGUGCUACCUGCACAAUUUAGAAGAAAAGGUUUACUUUUUUUGUUUGCAAAAUCACACGUUUUGUCUUAUUGUUACUGAGUUUUUGCUGUAAAAAUAGUGUUACACUUCUGUUUAUAGAUGUCCCACUUUAACAAUUAGUGUCACAAAAAAUUGUGUUAACACUGAUAACGGCCCACCACUAAUAUAUUUUUUACAAUCUUGGUAUAAUUACUGCUCUAACUGGGUCGCUCUGUGAGCUAAAGGCAUGUUUUAGAGUCUAUUAAUUGAGACAAUUAAUCGAUUACUAAAUUAGUGAACGAUUAUUUCAAUAAUGAUUAAUCCGGUUGAUUGUUUCAGCCCUAAUGUAAAUAAGUGAGGAAGGUGAUUGGAAACAAGGCAAUGAUGGUUAGCUGUGGAUUAAAUUUUUUAACAGAUGAGCUAUAAAAAAAGGUUUCUACUGUACAUAGUUUAGAAAAGACAAAAAAGUAUGGAGUUUGAAAUGUUUUCCAUGCUCUGUAUAUGUUCCUUCUCUUCCUUUCAUCAUUUCCCUUCUUUUGUUUUUCACAUCCUUCUUUCCUUUUUUUCUCCACUCAUUCUUUAUUUACUGUCCUUGGUGUUUUUUCCCCUUUCCAUUCAGCUCUUCAUGUGCUCCACCUGUCGACCUUUUUUCUUUUGUUACCUCUUUCUUCCUGUUAGCUCCUUCAUUUUAUCAUCCCUGUCUCUGUUUAAUUCUCAGCCUUCCUUUGUUUCAUCCUUCCACUCUUGUAUAUUGGCUUUCUAUCCUUUCACUUGCCUGCUUUUUUUGCCUUGCCUUCCUUUUCUUUCUUUUCUUCUAUCCUUUGUUUUCUCCCCCUAUAUUCCCAUGUCUAAAUAUCUAAAGCCGGCUGCUUGUAAAAAAAAAAAAAAAAAAAAAGCCAUGAAAUCAAAGUGAACUCUUAGUGUCUUAUGUUUUAAAAUUAACUUAAAACUUGAGUCUGAAAAAUUUUGAAUUCUUUACACGUUAAAUCUUUAAGAACCCUGUUAAGAUAUUAGAUUUAUGUUUUUUCUGAUAAACAUGGGUCAGAACUUUUUUCCUCUGAAGACUCUUUCAGCAGAAAAAAAAAUAGGAAUUUUAACGAGAAGAUUGUGCUUUUAAAUAAUGUGUUUAUAAACUGUUACAAUGAAUCUUUCUGGUGCCACAGACUUCAGAUCUAAUCUGAACAAGCAUGGGUCAGUAGGAUCCAAUGUAUCUCAGGAAUUAGCAGGGAUGGUAAAAGAUAUAUAUAGAUAUAUAGAUGUAUAUACAAAAAGUUCAAAUUUGAAUGUGUAUGACAAUCUUUAUGUAUAUAGGUAUUGCUUAUUCCUACUGCUGCUGAAAUAUUGCAACAUCACAUUUAUUGUUUUUAUUUCUCUGCAAUUAUUCUCAAAAAUAUGUCUCCUCAAAACAUUGGUAUGCCUUAAAUCCAGCAUUGUGGCCAUUUUUCUUUCACAAUUUCUUGGUGCUUCUAGUGAAAAAAUUGAAUUUUGGAAAAAUAUUUUUUAAUGAGGUUCAGCUUGUUACACAUUUUCAUUUUACGCUUAGGAUGUAUUUGUUUUUUUCAAUCCCCAUGUCUAAAUUUGUGUGUUACUUUUAUUUAAAUUUUUUUUUUGCAGUUUUUCUUAGUACGUUGUGUUAGUCUUUAUUUAGAUACAGCUUCAUCACCAACGGCAAAAUGCUGAUCCCUCAAUAGGAAUGACAUUUUAACAAAGUGACUAUGUUUAACACAUUUUAAUUUGUUCAAAUUUCAUUUGAAGUAUCAGUUCUGCUCUGAAGGAAAACUAAAAUAUGUCGUGAUUUUAAAGGUUGUUUUAGAUGUUUUUCAAUAUGCAAAAAUUACUGUCUUAGAAAAACUGUACAU